Medicago truncatula (barrel medic) is the source of this 583-nucleotide messenger RNA. Its product is annotated as glycine-rich RNA-binding protein 10. NCBI's taxonomy places the organism in Eukaryota, Viridiplantae, Streptophyta, Magnoliopsida, Fabales, Fabaceae. The record is from RefSeq and is a predicted model, not a curated record. The transcript is spliced from 2 exons. Bases 72 to 419 code for a protein of 115 amino acids.
GGUCACUUCAUUUUCAUCAAUCAAUACUUUUCCUAGAUACAUAUAAGUUUCAUAGAGAGUACUUUAUAAAAAUGAAUUCAAAGGCUUUACUUUUCCUAGCCAUGCUGUUGGCUACCAUCCUUCUUAUAUGUGCAGAGUCUGCACCCAAAGACUUGGACAACAAAGAUGAAAAAAUUGACACAAAUGGAUAUUAUGGAGGUGGAGGUUACGGUGGUCCAUGGCGUGGUGGCGGCUAUGGCGGUUGGGGCGGUGGUUAUGGAGGUAGGGGUGGAUAUGGUGGAUGGCGUGGUGGUGGAUGGCGUGGGGGUUGGGGUGGUGGUGGCUGGCGUGGGGGUUAUGGUGGCGGUCACGGCGGUUGGGGCGGUGGUUGGCCUAACGAACACCAUGAUGCUUAUACUGACGCUGAACCUCAUAACUAAGGAUGAACUUGAGCUGUUAGGGUUACUACUACAAUAAAUAAAACUUCAUGUGAAGUGUACUUAAUAGAAAAAAGAAAAAAUAUAUAAUAAAAAGUUAGAAUCAUGUGUUGUAUUGUACUUACUAAAUAAAUAACACUCACGUACCUUGUGUUUAUAUUUCUUUA